Molecule: messenger RNA, 3155 nt
Organism: Anolis sagrei ordinatus
Lineage: Eukaryota; Metazoa; Chordata; Lepidosauria; Squamata; Anolidae
Gene: CEBPD
Product: CCAAT enhancer binding protein delta
Biological process (GO): regulation of transcription by RNA polymerase II; DNA-templated transcription; regulation of cell differentiation
Molecular function (GO): RNA polymerase II cis-regulatory region sequence-specific DNA binding; DNA-binding transcription factor activity, RNA polymerase II-specific
Source: RefSeq, a predicted model, not a curated record
ACGUGGGAGAGGGCACAAGGAGAGCGGAGAGAGAGGAGAGAGAGGAGAGAGAGGCGUCGUCGACGUUUGCACUGAGGCAGCUGGAGAAGUCUGGGCAGAGAAAGAGAGAGAGAGAGAGAGAGAAAGAGGCGGGAGUUUGAACUGAGGCAGAGAGAGAAGCCAGGCGAGCCUUGCAAGAAGGAGACUUGGGAAGGAGGCCCCCUUUCCUGCUUCCCCGAUGAGCGCCGUGGCUGCCGCCGCUGCCCUGGACGGCUUGGACUCCCUCUCGUGCUUCCGCCACUGGCCGCUGGAGCCGGGCAACUUCUACGAGGCCAAGGCGGGCGAGGGGCUUCCGCUGGGUCCUUCGUGCAAGGCCUCGGGCGGCGGCGUGAGCGCCGUGGAGGACGACGAAGACGAGGAGCAGCCCACGCACCACCAGCACCAGCGCCGGGACUUGGCGGAGCUGAGCGCGGCGGCGCCGGCCAUGUACGAGGACGAGAGCGCCAUCGACUUCAGCUCCUACAUCGACUCCAUGGCGGCGGCCGUGCCCACGCUGGAGCUGUGCCACGACGAGCUCUUCGCCGACCUCUUCAACAGCAACCACCACCCGCACGGGAAGGGCGUCCCCGGGGAGUACCUUCCUCCUCCGCCCCCGACCCUUCCUCCUCCUCCUCCGGGUCCGGGCGCGGGGCUCCUCCUCCAGGCCAGCGUGCCCCCGGGGCCCCUCCGCGGCGCCGUCAAGCAGGAGCCCGACUGGGGCGAGCUGCCCUCCGAGUCGCUCCUUCCCUCGCAGAUCGCCGCCUGCGCCCAGACGGUGGUCAGCCUCAGCGGGCAGCCCACGCCGCCCACUUCCCCGGAGCCCGCCCCGGGCAGCGCCUCGCCCUCCAGCUACAGCACCCGCUCCUCCUCGUCGUCGUCCUCGUCGUCGUCUCCGGGGCUCGGGAAGGAGCGGGCCGGGAAGAAGUGCGUGGACCGCUUCAGCCCCGAGUACCGCCAGCGCCGGGAGCGCAACAACAUCGCCGUGCGGAAGAGCCGCGACAAGGCCAAGCGCCGCAACCAGGAGAUGCAGCAGAAGCUGCUCGAGCUCACCGCCGAGAACGAGCGGCUCCACAAGCGCGUCGAGCAGCUCAGCCGCGACCUCAGCCAAGUCCGGCACUACUUCAAGCAGAUGCCCUCCGGGUCCUUCCUCCACAGCCACGCCGCCACCCCCAGCAACAGCAACAGCAGCGCCAAGGACUGCCGGUAACGCCACAGCCCCCCCCUCUCUUUCCCCCCUUGCUUGGACUCUCGGGGGCUCCCUCCGCAAAAGAAUACCUCAGAAAAAGACUUGGCGCACAGGCUGCGCCCUUGUCGGGGGGGGAGGCGUGGGUCGAGGGACUCUCCCAGGGGGGCAAAGGCCUCCUCUCGCAAACACUGUUGGGGCUGGAAGGGAAUGGCCUGGAGGAGAGAAGCCUGCCUCACCCCCAGAAGACUCUGCCAAAGCUGCGCCCACAGACUCCCUUUGCCUCCCCAGCCUUCUUUCCUCUCCAAAGAGGGCAAAAACGCCACAGACUGGGAGGCCGAAAGCUGUGCCCACGGACUCUCCUCCUCUUGGUGCCUUCCUUCCUCUUCGAUGAAGGCAAAAACAUCACAGACUGGGAGGCCAAACUGUGCCCACAAACUCUCCUCUUGGUGCCUUCUUUCCUCACCAAAGAGGGCAAAAACAUCACAGACAGGAAGGCCAAAGUUGUGCCCACAGACCCUCCUUCUCUUGGUGCCUUCUUUCCUCUUCAGAGAAGGCAAAAACAUCACAGACUGGGGAGGCCAAUGCUGUGCCCACAGACUCCCUUUGCCUCCUCUGCCACCUUUCCUCUCUGAAGAGGGCAAAAACAUCACCAACUGGGAGGCCAAAGGCAUGCCAACAGACUCUCUUUGCCUCAGCAGCCUUCUUUCCUCUCUAAAGAGGGAAAAAUACUACAGACUGAGAGGCCAAUGCUGUGUCCUACAGACUCUCUUCUCUUGGUGCCUUCUUUCCUCUCUGAAGAGGACAACUUCAGACUGGAAGGCCAAAGCUGUGCCCACAGACUCUCCUCAUUGUGCCUUAUUUCCUCUCCAAAGAGGGCAAAAACGUCACAGACUGGAAGGCCAAAGCUUCACCCACAGACUCUCCUCUUGGUGCCUUCUUUCUUCUCCAAAGAGGACAAUAACUUAGAUUGGGAGGCCACAAACUGGGAUGGGAAGGGGGACUGGGGUCAGCAUGGGGAAGGCUCGCCAAAACUGUGCCAGCAGAGCCUCCCUCUCUUGUAUGUGCCUUUUUUCCUCUCCAAGGAGGGUAGAAACAUGUCACUGAGAAACCAAGCUGGUGUUGGCUCACAUGUGCCUUUCUGUUUUUGUCCAUUGGGAGUGGAGGGAGGCAGACAGUGCCCAAAGUGUGCCAACAGACCCUACUUCUCUUUGGUGGGCCUUUUUCUCUCUCCAAGGAGGGCAGAAACAUCUCAUUAGAAAAGCAGAAACAUGAGAGUUUUGCAAAAACCAGUGUUGGCACACACAUGCUCAUUUUUGUCCUUCUUGGAGGAAGGUUGUACUAAAAGUGUUCCCACAGACUCCCAAUGUCUUUGCCUCCCCUUUCUCCUCCAAAGAGGGCAAAAACUUCUCCCUGGGAGACCCAAAGUAUCACAUGUAGUAUGGCACAUAAAGGGGAGUCUGUGCCAAAGGUGUGCCAAUAGAUUCUUGUCUCUCUCUCUCCUGUGUCUUUCCAAAGAGGGCAAAACUUUUCCCUGGGAGACUCAAAAAGCUGCACAUACUAUGGCACAUAAAGGGGAGUCUGUGCUAAAGGUGUGCCAAUAGAUUGUCAUCUCUCUUUCCUGUGUCUUUCCAAAGAGGGCAAAAACUUCUCACCUGGUCACAUGCCUUUCUGUUUUUUUUGGGGGUGGGGGGGGUUGCCUCUUUUGGAACGGGCUGAGCUUGGGUCUUGGAAACCACAAAACUUGCCAAAAAGGGUGAAAAAAAAGCUAGACUUCUCUUUCCUUCCUAAAUUAUUUUUGUAAUGAUACUUGUUGUUUUCUACAUCUCAUAUUGCUGCAGCUAAGGUACUUUGUAAAAUACGUCCCCUCCUUCUCCCCCGAAAUGAUUUUCGUUUUAUAUAUAUAUGUUUUUACAGCAUUUCUAAAAAUAAAAUAAAAAACCUUUGAAAUGUA